CCUUCCAUUCGACUCCAACUCCCGAGGUUGCCGUUGUUCCCCUUUCCCGUCCCGGAUGCCCCACAUGUGCCACAAUAUUCUCCAGAAUCAUGCCAUCAUGGGGGGCCAGAUUUCCCACAAUCAGCAGUAAGUAUCCAUCCCCGACUUUUCUUUAAUCACGCCCCCGCUGCAUCUCCCUCCUCCUCCUCUGCCUGCAAUUCCCCCCCACUGGUGGAGCAACCCAAUUUCUCCCCAAGUCGAAGUAGCAAUUCCCCCCCUUCCUGCGCUGUUGCCGUUGCGUGCUCUAGAUUGCCUGCUGCUGGGAGUUGUUUGCUGAUUCCGAUUCCUGGAUACCAUGACCAUGAACGUCGACGAGGAGAUUGGUCGCCUCAAGACCGAGAUCGUUCGACUCGGCACGAAGAAUGCCGACGGAUCCAUCACGGUCAAGUUCGGCACAUUAUUCAACGAUGAGAGAUGUGCAAACAUCUUCGAGGCUCUCGUUGGCACGUUGCGGGCUGCCAAGAAGAGGAAGAUCGUGACCUUCAACUCCGAGAUGCUUUUCCAAGGAGUACACAACAAUGUGGACAUUGUCCUUGUCAAGCUCGAGGAGGAAACCUCUGUGGCACCCAAACUCGACGAUGCUGUGAUCCCGAAAAAUGAGACCAGUUCAGCACCGAAAGAUGAUAAUGUGGUGGUCAAAGCUGACGAUGUGAUUCCGAAGGACGACGCUACUACAUUGUAGUGUGUUGAACUCUUACCCUCGUCCAACACUUGCAACAAUGUUGAUUCGAAGUUCUUUGACCCCCUCAAAUCAUUUCUCCUGAUUGCGCCUCACCUUCAUUGUUGUGCUUCUACUAGUCACACACUUAGACUCCUUUGUGGUCAAUAAUUGCCCACAUAGGUCUCCGUCGCGUACCCUUUCAAGUGGAAAGAGGAUGUGCUUGCCACUUACGGCUACCAACAAUGAGGAAAGAGAUUUUGAGGGGUCCCUGCCUAGUGACUAGGUCUACGCCCUCUUUCGCUUGUGCCAUGUUGCAUUGCUCAAUCUUGAAAUUCUCAAAUUUUCCAACUU
This is a messenger RNA of Physcomitrium patens, 1051 nucleotides long. RefSeq lists its product as uncharacterized. The record is from RefSeq and is a predicted model, not a curated record. Gene Ontology annotation, biological process: regulation of actin filament-based process. NCBI's taxonomy places the organism in Eukaryota, Viridiplantae, Streptophyta, Bryopsida, Funariales, Funariaceae.